Messenger RNA from Serinus canaria (Common canary), 2535 nucleotides. RefSeq names its product ArfGAP with FG repeats 1 (gene AGFG1). Gene Ontology annotation, cellular component: cytoplasmic vesicle. Gene Ontology annotation, molecular function: GTPase activator activity. Bases 119 to 1882 code for a protein of 587 amino acids. Lineage: Eukaryota; Metazoa; Chordata; Aves; Passeriformes; Fringillidae. The transcript has 14 exons. The record is from RefSeq and is a predicted model, not a curated record.
CCCCUCACCCCCCCGCCCGCCCGGCCCCUCUCCCGCCGGCCGAGCCCCGGAGCGCCGCCGCCGCCGGGGUGUGAGCGGGGCCCGGCGCCGUGCCGGGCCGUCCCUCGCCGGCGGGACCAUGGCCGCGAGCGCCAAGCGGAAGCAGGAGGAGAAGCACCUGAAGCUGCUGCGGGAGAUGAGCAGCCUCCCGCCCAACCGCAAGUGCUUCGACUGCGACCAGCGGGGCCCCACCUACACCGACAUGACCGUGGGCAGCUUCGUGUGCACCUCCUGCUCCGGCAUCCUGCGGGGCUUGAAUCCACCCCACAGAGUGAAGUCGAUUUCAAUGACUACGUUCACACAACAGGAAAUAGAGUUUCUGCAGAAACAUGGAAAUGAAGUGUGCAAACAGAUUUGGCUAGGCCUAUUUGAUGAUAGAUCAUCAGCAAUUCCAGACUUCAGGGAUCCACAGAAAGUAAAGGAAUUUCUACAGGAAAAAUAUGAAAAGAAAAGAUGGUAUGUUCCUCCAGAGCAAGCAAAGGUGGUGGCAUCGGUCCAUGCAUCCAUCUCGGGCUCUUCUGCCAGUAGUACAAGCAGCACACCUGAGGUGAAGCCGCUCAAAUCUCUCUUGGGAGAAGCUGCACCCGCACUGCACUUAAACAAGGGCACACCUAGCCAAUCUCCUGUUGUAGUUCGAUCUCAAGGACAGCAGCAACAAGAAAAGAAACAAUUUGACCUCCUCAGUGACCUUGGCUCAGAUAUCUUUGCUGCUGCCCCUCCUCAGUCAACUGCUACAGCGAAUUUUGCUAAUUUUGCACACUUCAACAGUCAUACAGCGCAGAACUCUGCCAAUGCAGGUUUUGCAAACUUUGAUGCAUUUGGACAGUCUAGUGGCUCGAGUAAUUUUGGAGGUUUCCCCACAGCAAGUCAGUCUCCUUUUCAGCCCCAAAAUACAGCGUUCAGAACGCUUUCAUCUAGCUGCAGUUUUGGUGAAUUUACUUCAGCUUUUCCUCUCCAGGCUGUACACAGUGGAAGUGCUGGAUCAGUGAAUGCUAAUUUUGCUCACUUUGAUAACUUCCCCAAAUCCUCCAGCGCUGAUUUUGGAUCCUUCAAUGCUUCUCAGAGCAACGCCUCAGCAACUGCAGCCAGUAAAGCUGCAGUGAAUAAACUGAAUCUUCAGUCAGCUGACAAAUAUGCAGCUCUUGCUAAUUUAGAUAAUAUCUUCAGUGCAGGGCAAGGUGGGAGUGAGCAGGGAAGUGGCUUUAGCACAGCAGUGUCCUCAGCAGGCCCUGCCUUGUCAGCCCCCAACCAGUCAAGUGCAUCUUCGGACAAGUACGCGGCGCUGGCGGAGCUGGACAGCGUGUUCAGCUCCACGGCCACCUCCAGCAACGCCUACACCGCCACCAGUAACGUCAGCAGCAAUGCUUUUGGAACAGUACCUGUAGCUGCUACAGCACAGACACAGCCUGCAUCUUCAAGCGUGCCUGCUCCAUUUGGAGCAACACCUUCCACAAAUCCAUUUGUAGCUGCCCCUGUUGCCCCAGUGGCACCUUCAACAAAUCCAUUCCAGACCAAUAGCCGAGGAGCAACAGCAGCAACAUUUGGUACUGCAUCCAUGAGCAUGCCGGCAGGAUUUGGAACUCCUGCCUCCUACAGUCUUCCUACUAGUUAUAGUGGCAACUUCCAGCAGCCCACGUUCCCAACCCAGGCAGCUUUCCCUCAACAGACUGCUUUUGCUCAGCAGCCAAAUGGAGCAGGUUUUGCUACAUUUGGGCAAGCAAAGCCUGUAGUAACUCCUUUUGGACAAGUUGCAGCUGUUGGAGUAUCUAGUAACCCUUUUAUGGCUGGUGCACCCACAGGACAAUUUCCAACAGGAAGCUCAUCAACCAAUCCUUUCUUAUAGCCUUAUAGACACUUUACCCAAAAGAACUCUUAUGUGGUCACAUAACAUCUCUGCGCCUCUUGCACUGUUGUCUUGUUUCACUGAUAUUAGCUUUAAACACAAAAGAAGUCUUUAAGAAGUAAAAAUAAAAGCCUGCAUUGUGUACCUUAAAAAGUUUCAAAAAGGAAAAAAAAAACAAACCACCCAACACAAACAGACAAGAAAACCAACCCCCCACCAGGUAAUAACGUGCAAAACAGAGGGCUGUGGUAACAUCCUUGAACCUGUGAAGUGGCAGGUACAAAGUAGCGGUAUCAUGUGUAUUAAAAUUGGCUAAUAAGUUAUUGCAGAUACCACACUCAUUAUGCUGCAGUACUGUACAUAUUUUUCUUAGAAAAUAGCUAUUUGUGCAUAUCAGUAUUUGUAACUUUAACACAUUGUUAUGUGAAAAAUGUUACUGGGGAAUAGAUCAGCCACUUUAAGGUGCUGUUGUAUCUCUUGGAAUGAAUGAGCUGCAUCAUUUUAACCAUUGGUAUUGGAAGUCACGAAGUUAAAUUGAAGGUUUGUUCAUUUCUCAAAAUGUUUUCCUUUCCUAAGAGCUCUUCUAUUUAUACAUGCCUAAAUCUCUAAUGUUAGAGGGAUACCUGUCUGCAUAAUAAAGCUGAUCAUGUUUU